Guyanagaster necrorhizus is the source of this 1662-nucleotide messenger RNA. RefSeq lists its product as uncharacterized. NCBI's taxonomy places the organism in Eukaryota, Fungi, Basidiomycota, Agaricomycetes, Agaricales, Physalacriaceae. The transcript is spliced from 7 exons. The record is from RefSeq and is a predicted model, not a curated record. The coding region runs from base 1 to 1371 and encodes 456 amino acids.
AUGAAUCCCAUUCUCGACGACGACGUCCUAUGCUGUAUUCUUGAAGAACUCCGUGCGGAAUAUGCGGCCCUUAGAAACUGCUCACUCGUCAGCCGCAGUCUCAAUCGGAUUGCCACCAAAUUCCUGUACUCCAAGGUCAUCUGGUCGCCCCGGUUCCGUCCAACAUUCAGUCUGAAGGACAAAGGACUACCCCCACCAUCCUCGAUGUUCAGCUCGGCUUGUCUGCCUCAUAAUGCGCCAAAAGUCAAAGCACUGGAAAUCAGCGGGUGCCUCUCGCCGCGACCACCAUCACUGAAUCCAUUUCCGACGGUGUUACUCGAAGCCGUCCAGUCUUUCGUGAAUAUGCGAUUUUGUCAUUUGACACCAACGAUGUACCACGAAGACCUCUUCACGAAUAUCCUGGAUGUUUUAAAGUCGUCGCCCUAUCUAUCUCAUCUCGAGGUCAACUCUUCAUGUAUGGACGUGUCCAGGGCGCCGAUUCUGGUACAAAUUACCGCGAUUAAUGUUUUGGUGCUUCAGGAUCCGACGAGAGCGAUAUUAGACGCGUUGCCAUCGUGGCUAGCCAACCUGUCGCUGACUGAGCUGCAUUUAAAGGGCAAUUGUGGAUCGAUAACACCCGGCGUACUUAAAUCUUUUGUGCCCUACCUUGAGAACAUCACUGCUUUUUCACAUGGACUAUCAUAUUCUCUUACGGACGAAGAUGUCUUUUCUUUUUUGUCGCAGUUACCGCGGUUGCAGUUCCUGACAUUACAAUACUAUCUGCAACUACGCCCCUCGCCUGUUGUUCCCUUCUUGUCCAACCUCCGGUCAUUUACUGUCUACUACCGACCCGUAUGGAAUCGCGACGAGGCCGAUCGACUGGGCAAAUGGAUACGCACUGUGAUUGCCAGCUCUCCUAUCGACCACCUCGCCUUGUUCUCUGAUGAUGACUUUGUGGCCUCCAACGUCCGGUUUGAUGGCAUUAUAUGCCAUCUAGCCAGUAAACAUGCUGCUAGGCUCCGGUAUCUGGAGAUGCAACAGGCAUUUAUAAGCGUGGAUGCGCUCAGGCUUUUGUGUAAGGAGUGUUCGGUGUUGGAAGAACUCUCGAUGGCUGGGGGAAAGAACGUGCUGGCUGUAUUCGGUCAAUGUAUCUCACAGAUGAGGCAUCUCCACACUGCCCAAAUUGAAGUACGGAACAUCAAGCAUAGUGUGUCUUCGGGGUUUCCGGCAGUAGCCAAGGAUAUCAUCAUCAAGUCGUCGCGACUACGAAGAUUGAACGUAAACGGGUAUCAUUUAGAGGCGCGUUGGGCGACAUCUGCUGAAGGGAGUUUCGAUUUGGUCGUUGAGCAGGUUCCGUCACGGACACUUCCUUGGGAACGAUGGGAGGUCUGAUGAGGCGAGCGCCAACAUCAAACAUGUAAUCUUAGAGGACUGGGCACUACUACCUGAAGUUCACGAGGAGAAUGUCACCCACGUAAUGGCUUGCCACAGGUACUUUGUGGAAAAAUAAGUAAAAGGUACGCGGGAUCAGCUAUCGCUCAUUCUAUUAAGUCCACCGCACCAUCAACAAACAUGCUCAACUACACAAAGUCGGGGAGCCAUCCUGCAACUCCGCCAUCCGACUGCGUACCCGUGCAAAUUUUCGCAGGUUGAGGAUCAUCCUUGUCACCGUCAUUGUCAUAC